Messenger RNA from Cylas formicarius (sweet potato weevil), 594 nucleotides. It is a transcript of the gene Ccdc58, whose product is annotated as protein MIX23. The transcript is spliced from 3 exons. NCBI's taxonomy places the organism in Eukaryota, Metazoa, Arthropoda, Insecta, Coleoptera, Brentidae. The record is from RefSeq and is a predicted model, not a curated record. Bases 123 to 539 code for a protein of 138 amino acids. Gene Ontology annotation, cellular component: mitochondrial intermembrane space; mitochondrion.
UGUUAUCGAACCAAGGAAGAAGAAAACUGGAAUAUAUCGCUCCGAGUCGCGGUUUGAGGUUAUGCGAACUUGAUAUUUGGAAAAAUGAAAAAAUAUUAGUUAUAUCCCAAGAAGACCGAAUCAUGCCGGGCGUCAUAAUGGAGUGCGCCGAUUUCAGUGAGUUUGAGGACGCUCUUAAAAAUAUGCGAAGAACUGACGAUCUCAUAGUGAACACUAUAAACGCCGUGGUGCCCACUCAUUCCUUCCACGCCGAUGAAGCGGCCGCUUGCAAGAACAUCCACGAACAGCUGGAAGACGGUCAUCGCAAACGUGAGAGUUUAAUCAAAAACUGUAUCACUUAUACCUCCCACAAUGUCAAAAGACUGAAAGAAGAGCGAGAAACUGCAGCGGAAGAUGUUCAACUGUCCAAACAAUUGCGAUCCGAACAGACAAAGCUAAGGAUGUUGCAAGUGGAACUGAGCGUUGAAGACCUAAUCAGACAGCGUUCGCUUAAGGUAUUCAACGAAAGGUGUAGGAAAUUUUACAAACCCACCUCAUGAUAUUUUCCAAUUUUUUUUUAUAUUAGUUUUUGAGUAGUGUAUUAAAAAAAAAAAA